Messenger RNA from Microtus oregoni (creeping vole), 3141 nucleotides. It is a transcript of the gene Tmem183a, whose product is annotated as transmembrane protein 183A. Gene Ontology annotation, molecular function: protein binding. The transcript has 8 exons. Bases 93 to 1220 code for a protein of 375 amino acids. Gene Ontology annotation, biological process: regulation of protein stability. Lineage: Eukaryota; Metazoa; Chordata; Mammalia; Rodentia; Cricetidae. Gene Ontology annotation, cellular component: SCF ubiquitin ligase complex. The record is from RefSeq and is a predicted model, not a curated record.
UCAUCGCGAUAGCUGCCACCUCAGUGCGGGAUGGCCGCGGAGCCGGGUGGAAGUGCUCCGCGGCUCCGGGAGCCGGCUCUCGGGGCCGAGACAUGGCCUGGGGCCCCUGCCAGCUAAGCCGGCCUCACCCGGACAGUGUCGCCAUGCCCAAGAGAGGAAAGCGGCUCAAGUUCCGGGCCCACGACGCCUGCUCGGGCCGAGUGACCGUGGCGGAUUAUGCCAACUCGGAUCCGGCGGUGGUGAGGUCUGGACGGGUCAAGAAAGCCGUGGCCAACGCUGUUCAGCAGGAAGUAAAAUCUCUUUGUGGCUUGGAAGCCUCCCAGGUUCCUGCAGAGGAGGCUCUUUCCGGGGUGGGUGAGCCGUGUGACAUCAUGGACAGCAGUGAUGAGAUGGACAUUCAGGGGGAAAGCACUCAUGAAAGAUCAGUCUCCAGAAAAAAGAAAAGCAAGAGACACAAAGAAGACCUGGAUGGGGCUGGAGAAGAGUAUCCUAUGGAUAUUUGGCUGUUGCUGGCUUCCUAUAUCCGUCCUGAGGACAUUGUGAAUUUUUCCCUGAUUUGUAAGAAUGCUUGGACUGUCACUUGCACUGCUGCCUUUUGGACCAGGUUGUACCGAAGGCACUACUCGCUGGAUGCUUCUCUGCCCUUGCGGCUGCGCCCAGAGUCCAUGGAGAAGCUGCGCUGUCUCCGGGCAUGUGUGAUCCGAUCUCUGUACCAUAUGUAUGAACCAUUUGCUGCUCGAAUCUCCAAGAAUCCAGCCAUUCCGGAAAGCACUCCCAGCACACUGAAGAAUUCCAAAUGCUUACUUUUCUGGUGCAGAAAGAUUGUUGGAAACAGACAAGAACCAAUGUGGGAGUUCAACUUCAAGUUCAAAAAACAGUCCCCUAGAUUAAAGAGCAAGUGUAUGGAACGGCUGCAGCCACCCAUUCAAUAUGAGGAUGUUCAUACCAACCCUGACCAGGACUGCUGCCUGCUACAGGUUACCACCCUCAAUUUCAUCUUUGUUCCUAUUGUCAUGGGAAUGAUAUUUACCUUGUUUACUAUUAAUGUGAGUACAGACAUGCGGCAUCAUCGAGUGAGAUUGGUAUUCCAGGAUUCUCCUGUUCGUGGUGGUCAGAAUCUGCGCAGUGAACAGGGUGUGCAAGUCGUCCUGGACCCAGUACACAGUGUUCGGCUCUUUGACUGGUGGCAUCCGCAGUAUCCAUUCUCCCUGAGAGCAUAGUUACUGCUUCCCAUCCCUUGGGACAGCUCCCAUUCUAGUCCGAGUCUGUAAUCAGAUUCUGUUGGAGGGGCAGCUGGAUUGUAUAUCUGAUUAGUGAUGCACAUGCUGUUGGGAUCCUGGGACUCCUAUUACAGGAGGUGGAAAGGUUGAAUCAAGAGGAAAAACACCUAUGAUUUAUAAACAUUUUCAUGUAAAAUUUGCAUAUUUGAAAGGAGAAACCCGGCCUCAUUUUUUGUGUUAAACCCCAGUUGGUGCUGUUGAGCUUGUUCUUUAUUUCAUCUCAACAAAAAUGGAUGAGCUUGCGCCAGGGAAAAAUUAGACACUUAACUUUUCAAGCAAGGAAAUUUUCCCUUGUGGAUUGCAGGAACCCAGAGGUUUAAAAUGGUUGCUCCAUUGUUGCUGCUCCUCAAAUUCAAGUGAAUAUUUUUUCUUUUCCCUUUACCCUUCUCCAGAAAUAAAGCAGGCGACAGGGUUGUCAGAAUCUUACAAGAUUGACUUGUGCAUCUUUUAAAAAAAUGUUUUUUGGAUAUUUAUUACAUGAAUAUUGAUUGUUUUGCUGGUUUUGUAUUUUGGGUUUUUGCUUUACUGCAUGAGACUGAUAGUGAUGGUAAUGAUUAUGUGCCCCUGGUACUGUCCUAAGAGCUUUAUAUAUUGUGUCUCUAAUCCUUGUGUCUUGCAAGGUAAUUGAAAUCCUUCCCAUGUUAUGGUUGAGAAGCUGAAUCAUUUGAAUCAUUGACUUACCCAAGGCCAGAACUGCUUAUCCCUGCAGAGUGAGGAUUCUGACCCAUGUCUUUUUUGCUAUGCCACAACUCCAAAGGCCAGCCAUUUUUCUUGUGGUACAUAGUGUUAAAAGGGAGUGGGCAGAAUGUGAUAAAUAAAAAAGUAAAGAAUGAGUUAGUUUGACUCUUUCAGAUAGACAUGCAUUAGCUGAAAGGUAAAACACAGUUUAGGAAGAAUUGUGGUGUUUGCAUUAAACUAUUAGAAAGCCUUUAUGCUAAAGGUCAUUUUCAAAAAAAAAAAAAAAAAGCAUUGCAUGUUGAAACCAGCCUUAAACUAGAAGCAAUUAGUGGCUUUUCUCUGCCCUGUCUGGUACUUUGCAACCUUUGUUUUUGUUUUAAAAUCAUCCUGUGUGCUUUCAGGAGCCUGGUCUUCUGCCUGUAUGGGAACAUUGGCAUCCUCCUUUGGUCAGUCUCUUGCUGUCACUGGUAUGCUCUGAGAAAAGGAUCAUGGGUGGGUUUUUGUUUAUUCUUUUGCUAAGAAGAGAACCUUGUUUCCUUUUCCCACCUUGAUGUGGCAGGAGGUAGGCAGUAAGACAAUAUCCUUACACUCAAAAUUCUGAGUUAAACCCCUUGCACAGCAGUCCAGCCUCCCUGCCCCACAAAAAGGAGACUUCUUGAGACAGGGUCUUGCUAUGUAGCCCAGGCUGGCCUUGAAUUUAAUCCUUUUACGAUAGCUUCCUGGAAUGUUGGGAAGACAAUAUUCUUUAAACAUAAAAUUAUUGUGGGGUGAAACUACUGUGAGCUAAACUGCUAAGUUAGUGUGUUGUUUUUAUCACUCCCACCCAUGCUCGGAAAAGAACUUUCUUAAGAAGCAUCUGUUUAAGACUGUUUCUGACAGCUAGCCUUACCCCACACUGAGGUUCGGGAAUACUAACAUUGGUUGAUCAGAAAGUGAGCCUGGGUCAGUAAAAAAGACAACCAGAAUUUGGGUACUUAACAAAAACAAACAGAAACCCAAGGGCAAUGAGCCCUUUACAGAUCUCUGCGAUCAAAAGUUGUCUCUUUAAAGCAGAAAAAAAAAAGAAGCACAGUCUGGAGUCCUUGAAAAAAACGAUGCCCUGGACAGGGGGAUGUUGUCCUUGUGGGUGUGUGUCUCCCAUUUAGGUUUACUUCAGGGGUGAAAUAAAUGUGGCUUAAUAAUU